Meloidogyne enterolobii is the source of this 822-nucleotide messenger RNA. The record is from the annotation of a GenBank genome assembly. Lineage: Eukaryota; Metazoa; Nematoda; Chromadorea; Rhabditida; Meloidogynidae.
AUGAGUCCCUUAGAUUUUGUUGAAUUUAGAAAUUUUUUAACUUCCGCGUCGGGCUUCCAAAGUCUCCAAUUUCGUUUACUCGAAAAUAAAUUGGGAAUUUUGAAUAAAAAUCGUGUCUCAUACAAUUAUCAACAUUAUAAAGAAGUUUUUGUUAAAAACGAUCAAGAAAAUGAUAAAAUUAUACAAUCUGAGAGAGAACCUUCGUUGUUUAUACUUAUUGAUCGCUGGUUAUCCCGAACACCUGGAAUUUAUGAGGAAGAAUUUGACGAGGAUACGGAUGAAACAACUGAUUCUAGAGAGGAUAAACCAUCUUCUAAUGAUACUGCUGUUUCCCAAUACCUUUCAUUUAUGCUGGAGGAGGUAAACAACCCAAAUCAGACAAAAGAGGAGCGUGAGCUUCGCUGGGAUGAAUAUGUUAAAAUUAGACGAAGUUUUCAGACUAUUACUAAUGAAAACGAUUAUAAUACUUUUGUAGAGAAAGGUGAACGACGUCUUAGCCACAACGCACUAAAAGGUGCAUUGAUGAUCUACUUCUAUAGGGAUAUGCCACGAUUCUCUCAACCAUACCAAAUCCUCUUUCAUUUGAUGGAUAUAGACUCUUUAUUACAAAAGUGGCGAUAUAAUCAUUUGAUGCUAGUUCAACGAAUGUUGGGAAGCAAAAUUGGAACGGGAGGAAGUAGUGGAUAUAUGUAUUUACGCUCAACAGUCAGCGAUCGCUACAAGGUCUUUCUUGAUCUAUUCAAUCUAAGUACUUGGCUGAUACCGAGAAACUACAUUCCUAAACUUUCCCCUAAAAUGAUGAGGACACUUUCGGGAAGUUGA